This is a messenger RNA of Helicoverpa armigera (cotton bollworm), 1814 nucleotides long. It is a transcript of the gene Pop2, whose product is annotated as CCR4-NOT transcription complex subunit 7. The record is from RefSeq and is a predicted model, not a curated record. The transcript is spliced from 8 exons. Bases 408 to 1277 code for a protein of 289 amino acids. Lineage: Eukaryota; Metazoa; Arthropoda; Insecta; Lepidoptera; Noctuidae. Gene Ontology annotation, molecular function: poly(A)-specific ribonuclease activity; nucleic acid binding. Gene Ontology annotation, cellular component: CCR4-NOT core complex; P-body; CCR4-NOT complex.
AGGACAUAAUAAAAAAAAAAAAACAAAAAAAUGGAUUGUAUUGCUUUGGAGGUUCUUGUUUCGAUAAAAUUUUCUCAUAUUUUUUGUUGCCAUAGAUUCGUAGACCUUAACAUUCAGUAACAAAUACUAAAGAAAUAAGUAAAUACUUGAGGUCAUCGAUCGAAGUAGGUGAAGGUAUUGUUUUUUAACAUUUUCCGAGUGAUCGUCUAAUUCAACUGCUUGACAACCAGUUUGCGACAGAAAUCGCUGGGAUGUUUUUAGAAACCAAGAGUAGUCUAUAAACAUCAACAAGCAUUUUGAACGAAAGCGCUGGCGCUCAAUUUUUUGAAGUUCGCAACAAAUCGUAAACCACGGCGUCGAAAAAAACUGAAGAAUCUGCCCAUCUGGAAGCAGAUAACCGAUAUAAGAUGCCAGCAGCUAGUUUUGGAUCACUGUCACAGCUUCCUGGAACAGGGGACUGUGGCAUUAAGGAUGUAUGGAAUCACAACUUGCAUGAAGAAUUUCAAAUAAUAAGACAAGUUGUCCAAAAGUACCAUUGGGUGGCAAUGGACACAGAAUUUCCUGGAGUGGUUGCUCGACCUAUUGGAGAAUUCAGAUCCACGGCUGAUUACCAGUAUCAACUGCUAAGGUGUAAUGUUGAUCUGUUGAGAAUCAUUCAGUUGGGUCUCACAUUCAUGGAUGAAAAUGGCAAGACUCCACCUGGUUAUACCACAUGGCAAUUCAACUUUAAAUUUAAUCUACAAGAAGACAUGUAUGCACAGGAUUCAAUAGACUUGCUGCAAAAUUCAGGCCUUCAAUUCAGAAAACACGAAGAGGAUGGUAUUGAGCCACUGGAGUUUGCAGAGUUAUUGAUGUCAUCUGGACUGGUGCUAAUGGACAAUAUCAAAUGGCUCAGUUUCCACUCUGGUUAUGACUUUGGCUACCUUCUCAAGCUACUCACAGACCAGAACCUACCUCAGGAUGAAAAUGAUUUCUUUGAAAGCCUAAGGUUGUACUUCCCAACAGUUUAUGAUGUGAAGUACCUGAUGAAGCUAUGCAAAAACUUGAAAGGUGGACUGCAGGAGGUGGCAGACCAACUCGAAUUACGUCGAGUGGGACCACAGCACCAGGCUGGCUCUGACUCACAUCUAACAGGAAUGGCUUUCUUUAAAAUAAAAGAGAUAUUCUUUGAUGAUAACAUCGAGAGUUCCAGCGGACAUUUGUAUGGAUUGGGUGCACCGUUUUCGGUGAAUGUCAAUAAUUUCCAAGACAAUGGCGAAAACGGAAACUCUUCUUGAUCCUUAGAAAAUGGGCAUGUCAUAAGCCUGACGCCACAACCUCGAGUGUUUCACAUUUCAGAGUGAAUGUAACACUUAAAUGUGUGCUGUGUAUAUAAUGUUUACAACUGUGUGUGACAAUUUGUCGUUAUUUAAGUGAUCAUGUCUCCCUCAUCUGUGAUUAUGCCUUUUCCGUGUUUGGUCCACUAUUUGAUUUAGGCUAGUAACAAAAGCUUUGACAAAAAAAAAAGAAAUAUUAACCUUACUCAAAAUACUAAAUCUACUGCCGAAAAUACUAACUUUGUGACUUCUUUUGUCCGAAUAAAAAUUACGAAACGACCGAAUGAGAUACUGAAAUCUUCUAAAAGUAAACUUUUAUUGAAACUAUGCUUUGUAAUUUUUAUCUUUACUUGCCUACUAUUAAUUCAUAAAUUACCUUUCAUAUUUCAUAGACUGUGGUACUUAUUAACUGUAACACUGUAUUGAAAAUAUUAUUUUUAGUGGUAAUACAGAAACUUAUAAGAAUGUAAUGUAAUAAUAACUUUUACUUGCAUCAUA